Messenger RNA from Hyaena hyaena (striped hyena), 2923 nucleotides. RefSeq names its product trichoplein keratin filament binding (gene TCHP). Gene Ontology annotation, cellular component: keratin filament. The record is from RefSeq and is a predicted model, not a curated record. The transcript is spliced from 13 exons. NCBI's taxonomy places the organism in Eukaryota, Metazoa, Chordata, Mammalia, Carnivora, Hyaenidae. Gene Ontology annotation, biological process: apoptotic process. Bases 122 to 1624 code for a protein of 500 amino acids.
AAACUGCCGGAGUUGGUCCAGCGCCGUCCCGGGAGCGUGGGCGCGGGAGCGAUCGGGCUUGGUUGGGGCAUGCGGGAGCUCGGCGAGGGGACUCUUCGGGAACUCCGGGGCGCGGAGAAACAUGGCACUCCCCACGCUGCCCUUCCACUGGUGCAGCCGGAGGCUCCUGGACCAGCAGGCGGCCCGACAGCGACACCGAGAGCAGCAGGCCCGGCUUCGGCAGCAGUGGGACCAGAACAGUCACUACUUCCGGAUGUCUGAUAUCUGUAGCUCCAAGCAGGCGGAAUGGAGCUCCAAGACGUCCUACCAGCGGAGCAUGCAUGCCUAUCAGCGUGAGAAGAUGAAGGAGGAGAAGCGGAAGCAGCUGGAAGCCAGGCGGGAGAGACUGAGGCAGCUGCUCCUGGAGGAGCAGGCCCUGCUGGCCAAAGAAGUGGAGGAGCUAAGGCUAAGCAUGGAUGCGCGGGAAGGCCGAAUCCGGGAGCGGCAUGGCGAUCUCAGGUCGGCCCGAGAAGAGCAGAGGAAGCUGAUUGCCGAACAACUUCUGUAUGAACACUGGAAAAAGAACAACCCUAAACUUCGAGAGAUUGAAUCAGCCCUUCACAAGGAGCAUGUGAUAAGCUCUUGGAAAGUACAGAGAGAAGAAAAAAAACAGCAAGAAGCCACCCAAAAGGAAGAGAAGAAACGAUAUGAAAACGAAUAUGAAAAGGCCCAAAGGGAAGCGCUGGAGCGGAUGAAAGCAGAAGAGGAGAGGAGGAGGCUGGAGGACAGACUCCAGGCUGAGGCGCUGCUCCGGCAGAUGGAGGAGCUGAAGCUGAAGGAGAUGGAGGCCACCAAACUGAAGAAGGAGCAGGAGAAUCUGCUGAAGCAGCGGUGGGAGCUGGAGAGGCUGGAGGAAGAGAGGAAGCAAAUGGCAGCCUUCCGGCAGAAGGCAGAGCUGGGACGUUUUUUGAGACAUCAGUAUAAUGUGCAACUUAAUAGGCGUGCACAGCAGAUCCAAGAGGAACUGGAGGCGGACAAGCGUAUCCUGCAGGGGCUCCUGGAGACGGAGGACGAGAACCAGCGCGCGCACCUGGCCAGGCGGGAGCAGGCCCUGGCCGAUGCGGCGUGGAUGAAGCAGGCCAUCGAGGAGCAGCUGCAGCUGGAGAGGGAGCGGGAGGCAGAGCUGCAGCUGCUGUUGAGGGAGGAGGCCAAGGAAAUGUGGGAAAAGAGAGAGGCGGAGUGGGCCCGGGAGAGGAGCGCACGAGACCGACUGAUGAGCGAGGUUCUGACAGGGAGACAACAACAGAUACAAGAAAAGCUUGAACAAAACCGACGGGCACAGGAGGAAUCCCUGAGACACCGGGAGCAACUUAUUCAGAAUCUUGAGGAGGUCAGAGAGUCUGCUCGUCGCGAGAAAGAGGAGAGCAAAGAACUGAAAUCGGCCAGGAAACAGGAGCUGGAGGCCCAGGUUGCGGAGCGCCAGCUGCAGGCAUGGGAGGAGGACCAGCAGGAGGAGGAGGAGGAAGAGGAGGCCAGGCAGGCAGAGCAGCUCACCGACACCCAGCUACAGGAGGAGGCGAAGAAGAUGGCCAUGCAGGGCUACUGGCCCAAGCCCUACGGACGUCCCCGAAUUGCUUGGAACUGACUUUGUUGGUAUCAUGAGCACAGAGACUGAGGUCGCUGAGGCCUUUGAUAUGCAGGCACUGGACAGUUAUACAGUGUUCUGUUUGAGGGUCCGGGUCACUGUGUAACAGUUCAGUGAGCCUGUUCAGGUCCACAGUUAAACAGAGCAAGGCCAGCCGGCAUGCUGUAGAUACGCAGCACCCAGCAGGAGGCCUUUUCCUGCCUCUUGUAUCCAAGAAAGGGGCUCUCACAGUCGCAUUUGGACAGUGCUGUCACAGUCCCCUUAAAGACCGAUAAAGGCAGAUUCUACAUCAACGUGAGGAGUAGGGCAGGAUAUAUGAUUUCCUGUUGCCUCCCCCUGUCAACCUCCAGUAAAGACUCCAGCUAGAGAGAGGAGGAAAGUUGCUCAGUUUUUAAAUUUGCCACUUAUUUAUUUCUUUAUUCUAUUGACAACAAACUCCUAAGUUUCAGUGCAGUUUAUUUCAGGAUUUAUUAAUGUAGUGGUCCCAGAAGGAGCACGUCUUAUUUUCUGGAAGCAAAAAAGCUAUGAACCCCGAGACAGUCUGGUGUGCUUUACAGAUGCCUUCCGGAAAGCUGUCGAGAAAUGGGUCUUUCCUCCUUUAGGAAAUAUAUGGUAGAAUUUCCGUGGAGCACUGUGUGUCCUGAUCCCAACAUGUAUGUUACUGAGCCCCAAAAGGGGACCUCGGAAGGUCACCUGGUUGGCUACCAUUUUGGCAUGACACCUUGGAGCUCUUCUGUCUUGGGAAGGUCUCAGCAACAGGCAGCCUUCUAGGAUUUAUGUGUCCAGAGGAAGGGGCAUGAAGACUGAAGAAACUAGAUCACACUCAACUCAACCGGAUUGGCCAGAACUUUUUCUUCCCACUGUUCUAUCCAUGUGACACAGUUCUAGAUUAAUCUCUACAAAUAGCUAUAAGUUCCUUGUAGCAAUAAUCAUAUUUUUAUGAUUUGUAUUUUUUUCACAUUCUUCCUCUGAGGUUUUAGUUUUCAUUAUACUGUAUUUAAGAUUCCACAUUUCAGUAAAUUACAGAUAAUUAUAGAUAGGGUUGUGUGCCAGGUUAUUAAAAACCAGAGUUUAUUAAAAAAAAAAUCCUGAGUGUAAAGGCUGCAUUGCCUUUCACAUCCAUUGUGCUAUAAAAACAAAUGGAGCAGCAAACUGCAUCCUUAAUCUGUUUUUCGUUUUCUUGUCUUGAAUUUCUUUGGCUAUGACCCCCUGAGCACUACUUUCAUUAUGCUUGCUCGUAUUUGUUUCCUCUGUUUCAGAUGUUCGUUUAUUAUGAAAUAAAGUUCUGUUCUGACAGCA